CCUUUCUGAAGGAUCAUUGUGAAGAAUAAAUGAGAUGAUGUAUAAACGGCACCAGCAUCCACUGAAUUAUUCAGCUCCCAACCCAGAAGCUAUCCUCAAUUCAGCUCUUUUCUUCACUGAUCUACAAAUCCAGUCCUUCAGCUAGUCAUAUUGGUUCAACUUCCAGAAUAGAUACCAAAUUCACCCAUUUGUCUCCAUUGCCGUUGCUACCACCCUAUUCAACAUUCUCUCUCUGCUGGACUACUUCCUAACUGAGUUCUGUGUUUGCUUCCUCCCCUCCAUACCCAGUUCUUCACAAAACAGCCAGAUUGGUCUUUUACAAAUGUAAAUCUGAUCAUGACACUUCCUUGCUUCCUAAGUACUUUGAUGAAAUCCUAAUUUUUUACCAUUACCUAUAAAACCCUGCAUGAUCUGUCCCCUGUUCUCUUUUAAACCCCAUCACAUUUCAUUCUCUUCCACAUUCACUAUAAUACAGCUACACUGGCCUGAUCUGGGCCUUUGCACUUACUGAUCUAUCUGUCUGGAAUGUUUUUUCUCCACAGAAAGGCAAUUGAGUAGGGUGGUUAAGAGCAAGAACUCUAGAGUCAAAUUGGUUUCAAAUCCCAGCUGUGCUACUUACUAGCUUUUUUGACUUGGACAGAUUACUUAAUUGCUGUACUUUGAUUUUCUUAUCUGUAAGAUGGGGGAUAAAAAUAGUACUACCUCAUAGGGUUAUUUUGAGGAUUGACUGCAUUAAUAUAUGUAAAAUGUUUCAGACAGUGCCUGACAUAUUAAAGUAUUCUGUGUUUGCUAUUACCUGAACUUUUAAAAAUUGAGAUAGAAUUGACAUUUUAGUUUCAGGUGUAUAAUAUAGUGAUUCAUAUUUGUAUAUAUUGUGAAGUGAUUACAGUAAGUCUAGUUAAUAUCCAUCACCAUACAUAGUUAUAUUUUUUUCUUGUGAUGAGAACUUUUAAGAUUACUCUCAGCAACUUUCAAAUAUACAAUAGUGUAUUAUUUACUGUAGUCACCAUGCUGUACAUUACAUCUCCAUGACAUUUACUUUGUAACUGGAAGUUUGUACUUUUUGACCCUCCUCACCCAUUUUACCCACCCCACCCCCUGCCUCUGGCAACCACUGCCUGAAUUUUUUCACAUGUUCUGUUUCCUGUUCAUCAUUCCAGUCACAGCUUAAGUGCCACCUCUUCAGACAAGUCUUCCCUCAUUACACUGUCUAAAAUAGUACUCUUUCAAACUGGCCAUUAUGUUACUGUUUCAUUAGUGUUUCAUUGUCUAUGUGGCAUUUGAUGUUAUCUGAAAUAAUUUUUUAAAAUGUCAGCUCUGUAAGAGCAAGGAUCUUGUCUUUCUGCUUUAUCGUUUGUAUCCCCUGAGUCUAGGAUAGAACUUGGUGCCUAACUAAAGCUCCAGAAUUUGUGUUGAACAAAUGAAUGAAUAAAAAUACAUUCUGGCAGAGAAUUCCCUGGCGGUUCAGUGGUUAGGAUUUGCGCUUUCACUGCCAAGGGCCUGGGUUCAGUCCCUGGUCGGGAAACUAAGAUCCCACAAGCUGUGUGGCUUGGCCAAAAAAAACCCAAAAAAACAAAAACCAACAUUCUUGCAUAUAUAGUGUCUGGCAUAUGAAGUGUCUGGCACGUGUGAUGGUAGGGUACUAGAUGGUAACACUGAUGCUGUGUGUCAGUCACCAUGGUAUUGAAGAUGAAGAUUUGAAGCUACCAUCCCUGCCCUUAAGUUCAGCUGAGUGGAGGAAACAGACACAUACAUAAGUGGGAACACUGCUAAAAGAAGAGGUGUGUCCAGAAUGCAAUUUGGGCUCAGAGGAAGGAGGGGGAGGCUAGAGUAGGCUUCAGAGAAGAGGUGACAUCCAAUGAGUAGAGGUGCCUGCUGGUUGUAGCCAGUGGCCACGUGUUGAGUGGGGCGGGGAAGGAUGGGAAGGGUAGUAGCCUGUUGACUGCUUCUCCCUUUCCCUACAGGAAUUUUUCACAGACAACCUAUGGGGCACGCUCCCUUGCUCAUGGCAGGAAGCAUUGGAUGGACUGAACCCACCACAGCUGGCCACACUGCUGCUGGGGAUGCCUGGGGAAGGGGAAGUGGCCAGGUACAGGUCGGUGUGGCCACUCACCCUGCUGGCCCUGAAGUCCACAGCCUAUGCCCUGGCCUUUACCCGGACGCCUGGGUUUCAGACCCCCUCAGAGUUCCUGGAGAACCCCAGCCAGAGUUCUCGACUGACAGCUCCAUUCCGGAAACAUGUCAGGCCCAAGAAGCAGCAUGAGAUUCGGAGGCUGGGAGAGUUGGUGAAGAAGCUGAGUGACCUCACAGGCUGCACCCAGGUUGUGGAUGUAGGCUCGGGCCAGGGCCAUCUCUCCCGCUUCAUGUCCCUGGGGCUGGGGCUGAGGGUGAAGAGCAUUGAAGGGGAUCAGAGACUGGUGGAGAGAGCCCAGCGCCUAGACCAGGAGCUCCUGCAGGCUCUGGAGAAAGAGGAGAAGAGGAACCCACAGGUGGUCCACGCUGGCCCUCGUCACCCCCCACACCAUGUGGUUAGGUGGGUAGACCCCAUGGCCCUGUGUGAGGAGCUUCUGCUUCCACUGGAGAACUCCCCUCAGAGUGGGGCCCGCUUGCUGCUCACAGGCCUCCAUGCCUGUGGGGAUCUGAGUGUCGCCUUGCUGAGGCACUUCUCCUGCUGCCCUGAGGUGGUGGCCCUGGCCUCCGUCGGCUGCUGCUACAUGAAGUUGAGUGACCCUGGUGGCUACCCACUGAGUCAGUGGGUGGCUGGGCUGCCGGGCUGUGAACUACCCUACAGGCUACGGGAGGGGGCCUGCCAUGCCCUGGAGGAAUAUGCUGAGCGGCUACAGAAAGCAGUCCCUGGCCUCCGAACCCACUGCUACCGGGCAGCACUGGAGACCGUCAUCCGGUGUGCGCGGCCCGAGCUCCGUCGGCCCGGCGUGCAGGGGAUCCCCAGGGUCCACGAGCUCAAGAUUGAAGAAUAUGUGCAGCAGGGGCUACAGCGGGUGGGGCUGGACCCCCACCUGCCACUGAAUCUGACUGCCCUUCGGGCCCACCAGGCCCAGGAGAACCGUGUGGUGGCCUUCUUCAGCCUGGCCCUGCUGCUGGCCCCACUGGUGGAGACAUUGAUUCUACUGGACCGGCUGCUCUACCUUCAGGAGCAGGCCCUGCCUUUCUCACAGGCUUCCAUGCCGAGCUCCUGCCCAUCUUCAGCCCUGAACUCUCUCCGAGAAACCUGGUUCUGGUGGCCACCAAAAGGCCUCUGGGUGCAGCCUUCUCUGUUCUGGAGACUGAAGACAGCUGACACAGCCUGAGGAAGGGCAUAUCUCAGACCUCAUUUGAAACUGCCAGGUACCACACUGGGUGGCAGAGUCUUCACCUCCUCAGUCAGACAACCAGCAUCCUGCAUCCUCCCUGGAAUCCUGGUUCCCUACAAACCUUCAGCUUCAUACCCUUUCCCUCCCUCUGUGUUAUGUAGUAUUAUGCAUAAAUUUAUUUUUAAUUUAUUAAAAAAAUUGAAACCUUUA
Molecule: messenger RNA, 3521 nt
Organism: Hippopotamus amphibius kiboko
Lineage: Eukaryota; Metazoa; Chordata; Mammalia; Artiodactyla; Hippopotamidae
Gene: METTL25B
Product: methyltransferase like 25B
Exons: 7
Coding region: 2064-3308 (414 amino acids)
Biological process (GO): rRNA modification
Molecular function (GO): rRNA (adenine-N6,N6-)-dimethyltransferase activity
Source: RefSeq, a predicted model, not a curated record